AUGGCGAGCGGAGAGGAGGCCAGUAGACGCCCCUCGGUUACCUCCUCUUCGGUCGGCCUGGAGGCUCUGUUCCCCGCGGGGUCAUCGGAGCAGGUCUGCGGGGACGGGAACCCGGAGUUAGUCCGUCUGCGGGAGCGUCUCCAGGGCUGGCUAUCGCAGUAUGAGCCGCUGCUGCUGUGGGUGCAGAGGCUGCUGGUGUGGGAGAGGCCGUUGUACAGCAUCUCUGUCGCCCUCACACUCAACACGUUAUUCUGGCUCCUGUCAUCCACCUCCCUGCGGCCUCUGUUCCUGCUGAGUCUGUCCCUGCUGGGACUGAUGCUGCUGGAGAGAUGGAAGCCCAAGUUGCCCAUGAUCACUGUUCAACAUGUAGAGGCUCACCCUGUACAAAGUGACAUGAUGAGCGGAGAGCAGCGUCUGCUCAGUAUCCCUGAGCUGAGCCACCACCUGGCUGAGAGCUACCUGACCUACUGCCUGUACCUGCAGGAGAUGCUGCAGUACAAACGUCAGAAUCAUGGGAAGUUCUGUGUGAUGAUGUGCAGCGGCUGUUUUGUACUUGCCGUGGUCGGUCAUUAUGUACCAGGAAUCAUGAUCUCCUACAUUAUCGUCCUGAGCGUGCUGUUGUGGCCGCUGGUGGUGUACCACGAGCUGAUCCAGAGGAUGUACACGGGCUUGGAGCCGAUCCUGAUGAAGCUGGACUACAGCAUGAAGGGAGAUACGGAGCACCGCAAGCACGACAAGAGGAAGGUGAAGAAGGAGAUGGAGGAGGGCGAUGAGCCAAGAGCUGAAACGGAGAGUGAGAGUGAGGAGGAGCUGUCCUGUUUCGCUCCAACGGUGGACGUGAAGACCACAGCUCUGGCGAUGGCCAUCACAGACUCCGAGCUGUCGGACGAGGAGGCAUCCAUCUUGGAGAGUGGAGGCUUCUCCGUGUCCAGGGCCACCACUCCGCAGCUCACUGACGUCUCUGAAGACCUGGACCAGCAGAGUUUACACAGUGACCCAGAGGAGUCCUACCUGCGGGAUCUCCCUGAGUUCCCCUCAGUCGAGGAGUUCCCAUCCAUCGAGCACAACCUGCUCCACUUCCCUCUGCGAGGUCCCGGCCAAGCAGACGGAGCGCAGGCUGGCGCUCAACCAGAGGGAGAACCGUUAAGCCCUGCCAGCCUCCUCAUCCAGCACCUGGCGUCUCCGCUCCACUUUGUGAACACACACUUCAACGGACAUGGACGACCACCUGGGGGCGAGGAGGGCGUGCUGCUCACGCCAGGUGCAGGGGAGGGAUCAGGGAGGCAGGAGGGAGACGAGAAGGAAGCGGCAGUAGCCCAGGGUAUACAACAGUCCUUGGAGGCCUUGAGCGAGGAGAUAGUGAGCACAGCCAUCUCCACUGUGGUGCAAAACACUCUGUCAGCGCUGCUGCGCUCCAGCGAGGCCAGCGAGGAGCCCUCCCUGGCUGAGUUCCUUCCUACUGAAACCCCACCGGGCAUUCUGGAGAGCUCCACCCCACCCACCGCCACCACUGCUAACACUACAAUUACUACAAUAGGCGCGUCGGGGGCUGACGACCUGGACGAGGCGAUUACGACAGAAAGCGGCACCGGCGAGGAGAUGCCUGACGACACACUAGUUCCGACUGAGGAAGAGGACUUUGAGCUGCUGGACCAAAGUGAACUGGAGCAGUUGGAUGAGGGGUUGGACCUCAUGUCUGACAGACAGGUGGUGGGAGGAGCCUCAGGAGCUCCAGAGACACCUCCGUCUCUUCAGCAUCAACCACAGUCAUAGCUUCCCUGUUGUCUCCCCCUGCCCCCAACUGUUUUGUUUUUAUUUGUACGUUAGACCUGCAUUAUAUCCAUACAUACCGCUAUAUACAAAACAUUUAUCAAAGAGUUUGGCAUUUAAUACUGUUGGUUAGUGAUUGUGUGGCAUAUGGUUGAGAUUACUCGGUGCGUUGUGCUCUCAUCACAAAGGUCUGUUCAGCCUCGGUACCAUUCGCAGUAGAGUUCAGUGAGGGCAGCUUCAGGGCAGAACUGGCUCGAGUGAACCGUUAUAGAGACAUCAUUAUCGUCAGGGGUUUGCAAAGCGUUUUGCAUCUGCUUUCGCUCGAUCAUCAAACAUUGAAAUCUGCUGAAAUCUGCUUGAUUAACUGGCAAGCACAUUUCUUACUGUGUAGUGAAAAACCUGUUGAGUCUGUCAGAAUAAUGAUGCCUUUAUUUUCUACCGUGGUGACGAGCUUCACCUCUCCACCUUGUUUUCAUUCAGAUGUUUAUCUAGAUGGUGUUAUGAAGAGUUGAAAUGUUGGAUCAUGUAACGAUUAAUAUAUGCUAUAAAUUAUUUAAUUUAACAGUCAGUUGAUGAAACUUUAUCGUUGAGAUGAGCAGGGGAGUUUAACAGCGAUUUGAAUCCCUUCAGCUGCCGGUAAUGAUUGUAUGGGAAUUGUUUUAAUGAUGACACCAUGAGCGUCCGGGUUGAAAAUGUAGUUGCAUAUUCCCAGAGUUCAUAAAUAAUAGUGUUAUCCUUCACUUAAUCCUUCCCACCAAAGUUACAGUUUGGACUAUAGACUGUAUGUAAGGAUGGAGGAUGUGUCAAAGUGUACAAAAAUGAAGCCAAAAUAUCCCAGAUACAGCUGCAACCAUCUUGUUCUGGCAACAGCAUUUGGAGCCAGAGUCUGUGCAAGAGUUGAAGGAAAGGCCCGCCUUACUCUGCCUCCAACUGACCUUGACAUUCUUCACCUUACCCGAACUGAUCUUACUCCUCUCCCUAAACCCAACGAAUCCAUCCAUUGAAGGCAGUGAGUGCUAGCCAGCCAUAGGGAGAGCAGGGCGGGUCAUUCCUUCGCUAUUCUAGGGAACGCAAAUUCACGAUGGUAGAAAUCUCAGUCGUACCCCAUAGCUCCCAUUGGACAAAGAUCGCAUCCCAGGCUUCAUUGGAUAGCCUUGGAUGUUUCGGCUUCACUUUCAGGGCGCUGUCAUAUCGUUUAUCUUCAUUAUACAGUCUAUGGUUCGGAUUGAAGCAUUCGGUCAUGAGUGGUCUUUCACUUGUUGCCUGGAAACGGAAUCUUUGACAUGGUUGGAUGUCGACAAGCAGUCGAUCUUGGCCCAGACACAUACAUGACGAGACAUGUUCCUGAAAUUUCUCUUUGUGAUAAACGGCUCAUUUUUAUUCGUACUUGCGGAAACAAUUCCAUACAUCCACAUGUAAUUGGCCCACAUGACGUUGAAUUUAUUCUCGAUCUACGCUCACUGCUUGUUAGAUAGCCCCGUCUAUACCCAACUAUUUGUUAUAUGUAUAGUCAUCACUGGGAUAUGUAUAUUUACCAAAUAACCUCCUUUGUGCCACGACAAGUCCAUGCAUGCCAUGCAUCACGCAUGUAUCUACCAUGAUCAAUAUUUGAGGUCAAUCUUCAAAGGAGUGUUACUUUUCCUGGAGCAGAUUUUGUUUCUGUGACACAUUAUGUAUGUGGCCGCUGCUGGGGAUUUGUCAAACGUUCUGGACAUGAUGGAAAGAACCUACGCUCGGCUGUAUAAAGAGGCCGGUUUUGCUUUUGUAAACCACUCAGCAUCCAAAUCUCAGGGGUGGGUUGUACAAAAUGAAUAUGACAUCGCAGAAUAUGUGUCCAUUCCCAGACCUGUCGUAGUGCACUGUAUUUGUACUAACCUUUACCUUUUUCAGUCGACGCCUCCUUGUGUAUAGUGUAGAAAUGCUCAAAGGAACGUGUAUAUUCUGCAUGUAAAAACAGCACUCUCUGUUGUCAGCUGACAAAGUACUGCACAAUUUGUGAGAAAAAAAGUCAAUUUUAAUAGAUAAUAAAGAGCCCGUUAAUUCCGUUUGUUUAAUAUUUAAUGAGCAACGAAGGGGAAGAAACGUUGUGAUGUAUCCUCAUUUUUAAAAGACUGCCUAGCUGUAAAUGGAAAUGGGUGGCAACUUCAGUGAUGACAUCAGAUUUAGUGAAGGAUAUUAACAGACUAGUUUGUGUAUGGUAGUAGUGUGUUUUAUGCUUCAAAAUACCGCUUCUUGAAUUAUAUAUAUAUAUAAAAAAAAGGCACUUACUGAACUGUACAAUUUUAAAAAAGGAAUAUAUUUUCUAAUUUCUCCUUUUUCCAUAAAGUACUCAGUUUGAUCUUUUACAUCUAAAAAAAUAUAACAGCGACGAACGAGUUUCACAAAGCGGAGGAGAUUUAUUGUCAUUAAAAACUGGUAAAACAAAACUGCAACACCACAUGUGAAAGCCAGAGAAUAAAAGGACAAACUGAAACAAACUUGA
Epinephelus lanceolatus (giant grouper) is the source of this 4252-nucleotide messenger RNA. It is a transcript of the gene retreg2, whose product is annotated as reticulophagy regulator family member 2. Gene Ontology annotation, cellular component: membrane. The record is from RefSeq and is a predicted model, not a curated record. NCBI's taxonomy places the organism in Eukaryota, Metazoa, Chordata, Actinopteri, Perciformes, Serranidae.